CCCUCUAGAAAAACCUAGAGGGACUGAGAAAGUGAGUCCACACAGAAUCAUCAGCAGCAGAAGAAUCCAGGUUCCUUAGAACGAUGGCAAUGGCUCCAUGUGGUAGUGCGAUUGUACCUCAAUGUGGGAUUCGUCCUCGAUUAACGUUCAGAUCUUCUUCAGCUUCUAUAAACAAGAUGAUGCUGCGAUCAUCCGAUUACAGAAUUUCAACUCAGAUGCGGUGCUUGGCUUCAACAAGUUCAACCUCGUUUUCUCAAAAUUCAGUACACGCAAUAUUUGGAGCGGGUUCAUCUAGAACUCAGCAUCCCCGCCGGGGAACAGGAUUUGUUGUCAGAGCUGAUAGUGAUUACUAUUCUGUUCUUGGAAUAUCAAAAAAUGCUAGCAAGGAAGACAUAAAGAGUGCUUAUCGUAAACUUGCUAGGAAGUAUCAUCCAGAUGUCAAUAAAGAACCUGGGGCUGAGAAAAAAUUCAAGGAGAUAAGCAAUGCGUAUGAGGUCUUAUCGGACGAUGAAAAACGAUCAUUUUAUGACGUGGAACCACAGGAUUUCCGCGACCCAUUUGAUCUUAUUAAUACAUUAUUCAACAUAAAUGGUCCUACUCGUCCCAGAACUGGACCAGUUGAUGGCAGUGACGAAGAUUACAUUCUGUUGUUAAAUUUCAAGGAAGCAGUUUUUGGCAUAGAAAAAGAAAUUGAAAUAACCCGUUUGGAGACAUGUAAUACCUGUAAUGGUUCAGGUGCCAAACCUGGGACUCAGCCAACUAAAUGCAAUACAUGCGGGGGCAAGGGGCAGGUUAUAUCGUCGGCUAGGUCUCCACUAGGUGUUGUCCAGCAAGUAACAACAUGUUCCACUUGUAGAGGUUCAGGAGAAUCUUCAGACCCUUGCACUACGUGUAGUGGAGAUGGGAGAGUUAGGAAGUCAAAGCGUUUGAGUCUUAAAGUACCUGCGGGUGUGGAUUCAGGAAGCCGCUUAAGGGUCCGAUCAGAAGGUAAUGCUGGGUGGAGAGGUGGGGCUCCUGGAAAUCUUUAUGUUAACGUUAAAGUUAUCCCAGACCCAGUACUCAAACGGGAGGGUACCAACAUCCUCUGUACUUGUAAGGUGUCAUAUCUUGAUGCUAUUUUAGGAACAACAGUUAAGGUUCCAACAGUGGAUGGCUCGGUUGACUUGAAGAUCCCUGCCGGAACUCAACCAGGCACGACACUAGUGAUGGCCAAGAAAGGUGUUCCUUUUCUAAGCAAAAACAACCUGAGGGGUGAUCAGUUAGUCCGUGUACUAGUUGAAAUACCAAAGACAUUGAGCAGCGAAGAAAAGAAGCUCCUCGAAGAGCUUGCUGAACUUAACAAAGCCAAAACCCCAAAUGCUAAAAGGUAGUUAUGCGGCUAUAUAAAUUUCUUAUUCUUUCUUCUGUUAGCUAGAUAUACGUGUUUAUUUCGAACUCUUGUAGGUUUUUAGCUUUUAUAGUAUUAGGCAUUGUUUUGGGAAUUUUCAGCCCAUAACUAUAUUCAUGGGAAUAAAAAUAAGUGGAUUAGUGUUGGGCAUUUCACUUGAUAGAAUUGCAAGUUUCUUGAUUUUUUUCUUUA
Messenger RNA from Papaver somniferum (opium poppy), 1579 nucleotides. RefSeq names its product chaperone protein dnaJ A6, chloroplastic-like. Gene Ontology annotation, biological process: response to heat; protein refolding. Gene Ontology annotation, cellular component: cytoplasm. Bases 84 to 1370 code for a protein of 428 amino acids. The record is from RefSeq and is a predicted model, not a curated record. The transcript is spliced from 7 exons. Lineage: Eukaryota; Viridiplantae; Streptophyta; Magnoliopsida; Ranunculales; Papaveraceae. Gene Ontology annotation, molecular function: heat shock protein binding; ATP binding.